AUAUGGAAGUCAAACAGAUAUUACAAAAGAUCAAAAGAAACCUUUAAUCAGAGUAGCAAUACAACGUCAUGUUAUCGAACAAAUUAUCGAUUCACGGAUAUGCUUAUGCUCAUAAAUCCAAUCCAAAAGAAAUUACUGUAGAAAAUAAAUGGGGAGGUUCUUUAGGUUUUAAAACUCCAACAAUUAUAAAAUAUGAGGACGAAUCAUACUCUACUAUAAAGUCUUGGGGAUUUGAUGCCUUACCUGAAAAACCAUCGAAAAGAAGGAAGAAUGUUGAUAAAUCUAGGCCUGUAGAAUUAUUUAAAUUAUUUUUAUUAAAUGAAAAACCUACUUUUCCAGAUACAUUGGAUUAUAGAAAGGUUAUUUCGGAUUAUUUGAGAAAAUUAGGUGAAAUGAUUAAAGAAAAAGUAGAUAUUCAUUGGCAUGAUUUGGAUUUUUAUAAUAAAGUAUUAAUUGUUCUUAUGAUACCAGCAGGAUAUGAUGAUCAUGCAAUUGCAAUAAUGCGUGGUUGUGCUUUUAGUGCGGGAUUAACGAGAGAAAAGAACAGUAGAAAUCUAAUAUUUAUAACGGAACCUGAAGCCGCUGCCAUAUCUUGUUUGAAUCCUUUGGAAAAGUUACAUAAUUUGAAACCCGGAGAUUCAUUCAUGAUUGUAGAUUGUGGUGGCGGUACAGUGGAUUUAUCAUGUCAUGAAUUAUUGGCAAAUAAUAAGAUACGUGAAAUAACAAGACCUACAGGUGGAAGUUAUGGAUCAAGCUUUGUAGAUAAAGAAUUUGUAGGGUUUCUCCGUCGUAAAUUAGGAAGUUCUACUAUUGAAUUAUUAGAAAAAGAGCAUUACAACGUAUUGCAAUAUAUGGUCCAAAAAUUUUGUAGACGCGUAAAAAUUCCUUUUACGGGGGAGAGAUCAAAUUUUCAACCUUAUGAAAUAGACUUGGAUGAUUAUUCUUGGUUAAAAGAUAUUAUCAAAGGGGGAAAAGAAAAACGGCUAUUAGAAGAAGCUGAUUGGUCAAUAUAUGUUGAAUAUGAUGAUGUUAAAGGAAUGUUCGAUCACUGUAUAACAAAAAUUAUACAUUUAAUAAGAGAACAAUUAGCUCAAUUACAAAAUAAAAGAUGUUCAGCCAUUAUGUUGGUUGGUGGAUUUAGCGAAUCUGAAUAUUUACAAGCUAGAAUUAAGAAGGAGUUUAAUAAAAUUGUACUAAAUAUUUCUGUGCCAACGCAACCUAUGAUUGCAGUUGUAAAAGGUGGUGUUCAAUUUGGUCUCCGAGCAGAAACGAUGGUAAAUCGUGGAAAACCGUCCGAUAUUCGUGUAAUAGGAUUCACUUGUUGUCAUAUUUCGGACAGCAAAAUUUUUAUAAACACAAAAUGGCCGCCAAGAGAAGUAUACCCGAAAAUAAAUACGAUACUUCAAUAUGAUCGCAAUUUUGUAAAUAUCGUUAAUAUUGAACAAUGGGGAUAUCCCGAACAAGAUGAAACGAGACCAGUAGAAUUAUUUAAAUUACAUUUGGGCAACUUACAAGAAAACCUUAAACCUAGGCUUCCAGUUGCAUAUAAGAAGGCGAUUACCGAUUAUCUUUAUAAGCUUGGAAAGCUAAUUAAAGAAGCAGUUAAGAAAAACUGGGUCGGAAUUAACUUCACAGAGAAUGUUCUUUUGGUUCUUACCGUUCCUGCGGAAUACUCAGAAAAAGAAAAGGCUAUUAUGAGAGAGUGCGCACAUAACGCGGGGCUCAUUAACGAAGGCGACUCACUACAGCUACAAUUUACCACAGAACCUGAAGCUGCGGCAAUUUAUUGUAUGGAUAAACUGCGGGAAUAUGAUCUGUUAACUAUAGGAACGACUUUUAUGAUCGUUGACUGUGGCGGUGGCACUGUAGACUUAACUACCCGCAAGUUGAUCGAUAAUAAACGAUUGGGUGAAAUCACUGAACGUAUCGGGGAUUUCUGUGGAAGCACAUUUAUUGAUAAUGAAUUCGGUAAUUUUUUACGUGAAAGGCUGGGAACUCGCGCUAUAAACCUAUUAAUAGAAAAUCGUUACAGUCAAUUUCAACGUUUGGUCCGAAAAUUCUGUCGACGCGUAAAAUUACCUUUUACGGGGAAUAAUACUAGAUUUUCUUAUGAACUUGAAAUCGAUGAAUAUGCUCCAGAUUUAUUGGAAUAUGUCAGUAAUGAAACUAGAAAAAUCAUGGAAGAUAAUGAUUGGGUUAUUGAUAUUAAAUAUGAUGAUAUUAAAAAAAUGUUUGAUCCUAUUAUUGAAAGAAUCAUUCGUAUGAUACAUGUGCAACUUUUAAAUAGUCGAAAUAAUGGAGAAACUUGCUCAGCAAUUUUUUUAGUUGGGGGGUUUAGUGAAAACAUAUAUUUACAAAAAAGAAUUAAACAAGAAUUUCAACAUAUAGUGAAAACUAUUUCGGUUCCUACUAAUCCUGUAUCAGCAGUUGUUUACGGUGCAGCUAUGUAUGGAUUGAGUUUGAAAAACCCCUCCAAAGCAGAUGCAACCAUGAUUCAUACACGUGUUUUGAAAUUUACUUAUGGGAUAAGAGUAUUAGGUAUAUGGAAAGAAGGUGAACAUCCGCCUCAUCGUAAAAUAUACGGCAAUAGAAUUUAUCUUUUCGACACCUUUGUAAAAAGAGGUACACAAGUAGAAGUUGGCAAAGAAUCUUCUCCAAAACGCGGUUAUACGCCCCUUAACCCAUCUCAAACAGGCUUAAGAUUUGAAUUAUAUAAAACUCUCGAAUAUAGUGCAAAGUAUCAUGAUGAACCCGGGAUGGAAUUAGUAGGAACACUACGAAUUGAUCUUCCUGAUAUUCACUUAGCCCGUAAAAGGCCCGUUGCCUUUGGAUUUUAUUUUGGUGAUAUGGAAAUUACUGCAUUUGCUAAGAAUGAGCUUAAUGGACAAAAUUUUCAAACUAAAUUUUAUUUACACAAAGAUCUUUAACAAAAUUCAUGUAAUUUGUUUUAAAAUCAAUACAAUAAAUAUCAAACUAUAAUUAAAAAUAAAUAAAUAAAUAAUUAGUUUUUUGUAUUUUCAGAAUUCUGAGGCAUGUUUUGUUUAGUUUUAUGAAAGAUUCUAGCAGGCGUAUAAAUUUGACGCUUUGACUUAUCGUCGAAUUUUUGUGCUAUUAAAGGAAAGUAACAAAUAUCUACAACUAUAUUUUCAAUUUCAUCAUCUUCCCAUGUUCCUUCCAUAUAACUAUGAUUUAUAUUAUCAUUAUAAUCAAACCAAAUAUAUUCAGCGAUUGGCUCUUGAACUUCAAGUCGAAACCAAAAUAAAGUGAUAACU
Messenger RNA from Rhizophagus irregularis DAOM 181602=DAOM 197198, 3272 nucleotides. The record is from RefSeq and is a predicted model, not a curated record. Lineage: Eukaryota; Fungi; Glomeromycota; Glomeromycetes; Glomerales; Glomeraceae.